AUGUUUCGUUACUCAUAGUAUCAGAGAUAUAAAAUUUCUUUGAAAUUUCUCUUCGUUCUUUCUUUUUUUUUUUUGUUAUUACUGCUAUUAUCAUUUAUCGUGACCACGUUUAUCGAAAAUAUCUCUAUCAUCUUAGAAGGAUGGAAGUGCUUAUCGACUGUUACUUCGACAGAUUGUUCUCCGAGUUGGAACGCAGUUGUUUAGCGUCGCGAUACAAACGGCGAGAACUCGUCGGAUAUUUUUCAGACGUCAUAAACAGUUGUGCGGAAGCGGAAAAACUGGACAAACAAGACGUCUGCGAGAGAAUAGUCCUAUCGGCUUUACGCUAUCACAACAUUACCAUGAUGGAAAAUGGCCAAGUAUGUUUAUUAGGAAAAUUCCAUAACGUUCUUUAUGUGGCAGCAAAGCUCUGCUUCGAUUGGAAGUUACGAAAUAACGAGAUAGUUACUCGUUUGUUGAACGACAUAUUCUAUUGUGAGAAGACAUUCGAAAGGAUUUUCGUGGGAGCUAUAUUUGGUACUAGGGUGACGCAUUUUCUAUCUGGUUGGAAAAGCGACUUCGAAGAUCGGGAGGAGAAUAUCAAAGCAUUGAUAUAUUUUAUGGAUCAUGCGAUUGAAGGCAAAUUGGAAUAUCGUUGCGCUUCUUCGACUAUAAAGUCUCGUUUUAUCGACGUUCCAAUGGAAUCUUAUGGUCAGGUGGUACCGUUAAGAGUCGCGAUUCAACACGGUGCACCCGAUAUACUUAUGAUAAUGCUAAGAUAUGGAGCUUCGAUAGAAUCGGACAAGUUGGCACCGUCGCCGAUCGAAAUUCUGCUGGCUAAAUUGAACGAGUACGAUAUUCAAUCAGCUGACGAAGAAAUAAUCUUUCCGAAAGAUUUACUCGUAUGUUUGAAAUUACUCUUAAGAACUAUACCUAUGGCAAGUGUAAAGACACCGAAUCAUAUAGCUGCUCAAAGCGGAGUAUUUAGCGUUUCUAUGUACGAACAUUAUCCUAAUCUGGUAGAGCGAAAUUUGGUGCCACCGGAAAGAAGUGGAUUAUGUCCACCGGAAUUAAUACAUCUCUGUCGUUGUAGUAUAAGAGAGAUAUUAUUUAAGAAUUGGGCUCUUCCCCAUGGCAUUCAAAGACUUCAGAUACCACAGACUUUGAGAAAUUAUCUGGACAUAAUGUGCGAUUGAUCGGAAUAGAUUUAGUGUUUAUUCUGUGUAACUAAGGGAAAGAAAAAGGAAAAGGGUCGGUGGUAACAUCGAUCACGGUAAAUGCUUAUUUGGCACGAGAAAGCAGAUGGAUAAUCGUUUCCAAAAGUAGGAGAAAUUCUCCUUAUCGCUUGAUUGGUGUUCAUUAAGAGACCGACGAAGACCGGCUUUCUACGAAAAAUAUCGAUGGUCCAUACGGUUCGAUAGUCAUUACGGUAAAAUUAUAAGGGGAACUAAAUCUUUCCAAUCCAUCCUGACGAUCGUCUCAAUACUUUGGACUAUUUUCUGGAUUAAAGCGUCGUAACUAAUGCAAUAUUGAGAGUUUUUCUCGAAUUACAGGAUUGUAUUUAUCUACUUUAAAUGUAUUCGAAGCGUGUUUCAAACAUUUGAGAAAAGUCUUUGGAUACGUAAUCGCGAUUAAAAAUUAAAUGACUUUGCUUGAUUUAAGCGAAUUAAAGAGAGAAAAGGGAUAUCUAUAAUCGCACAUAGCUAUCUAUCUACACAUGUGUAAUUUUUGUUUUCAUAAAAAAAUUUAACUCCAACAUGCUUGGAAAUAUUUUUCAACAUGGAAUUACACUAAUUAGGAACAGUUCGUAAUCAACUUUCCGUUAUGUAUCGGAAAAACUUUUCGCGUUUAUUACUCGAUGAUAGAAGGAGACAGAUCUAUGUUAAAGAAACUUACGUCAAACACACGGUUAACGUGUAAAUUACGAGAAAACUAUCCGUAAUAUUGGCGUAAGCGACGAUCUCGUAAAUCAUGGAGAACUCCCAGUGCUAUUAGACAUGAGGGAAACGGCUUCCCGAUAGUACGAGUCGAUCGAUAAUUGCACGUAAUAUUCUGACCUUACGGCACACGUGUAAUCCUUCCUCUGGAAAAUUCGUACGUAAAUACAGGUAAGUACUUACGUACCUAACACUAGCUGGGAAAAUUACGGUGAACGCAAAGGCGAGUAUCGAUGAAAGAGAGUUGAAGGGGGAAAAAAAAUAAGGAAAAAAAAGAAAGUGGACGAAAAAAGGAAAAAAAAUAAUUGCCUCUUACCUCGGUGCGAAAUGCGCAGCGCGAUUUAAUCGCUCGUUUCGUUCUCUGCCGUUUGCCUUCGAGUUCUCUAUAGUUCGCAUAUCGUUUAUGUGUGUAUGUAUGUGUAUCUAUCUGCGACCAUUUUAAAAGUCGAUCGUAUAACUUUCGAUGGAAGUCGAAGCCUUUUACUUUGCUCCUACGUAGAUUGCAGAUAAAAUGCGAUUUCCAACUAGGCGAACUUCAAAUGAAAUUCGAAAUUCAUGUUACUUAAAAUACAAAGUUUUCGUCAAAAAGCAAAGACUUUUCGAAAAAGGGAUCAACUUGACUUUACAAAUGGAGAUAUACCGAAACAGGAAAACCUCUCGAACGAAUGUCUUUCGAAAUCUUUCCUUUGUCGAACGAAAUCGACAUUGAUUCGAAGAGAAUUUCUAUCGCAUCUUGCUUAAUACGUUCUUGACGAGUUCUCUAAUGAAUUUCGCUGAAUCAACGAUUAAUCCAAGCAAUUGAUUUUUAAUCGUUCAGCCUGCGACAUUAGAUACUCUAAUCUAUUAUUGUUUUUCCUGUUGAAUGCAACUCUUUCGAAGUGGGUGGUCACGAUCGUAACAAAGCAUUUUUCGACUAAUAAACGUCACUACUACUCUCGCUAUUAUUCGAUCAUUGUAUCGUACUAAUACUUGUAAGAAAUUUCUAUGGAAAAGACAAUAAAUCUAAUCCUUUUAUACAACAAAUAA
This is a messenger RNA of Vespula vulgaris, 2942 nucleotides long. RefSeq lists its product as uncharacterized. NCBI's taxonomy places the organism in Eukaryota, Metazoa, Arthropoda, Insecta, Hymenoptera, Vespidae. The record is from RefSeq and is a predicted model, not a curated record. The transcript is spliced from 2 exons. Gene Ontology annotation, biological process: intracellular signal transduction. Bases 141 to 1175 code for a protein of 344 amino acids.